Zygotorulaspora mrakii is the source of this 765-nucleotide messenger RNA. It is a transcript of the gene TPT1, whose product is annotated as tRNA 2'-phosphotransferase. The coding region runs from base 1 to 765 and encodes 254 amino acids. Gene Ontology annotation, biological process: tRNA splicing, via endonucleolytic cleavage and ligation. NCBI's taxonomy places the organism in Eukaryota, Fungi, Ascomycota, Saccharomycetes, Saccharomycetales, Saccharomycetaceae. The transcript has a single exon. Gene Ontology annotation, molecular function: tRNA 2'-phosphotransferase activity. The record is from RefSeq and is a predicted model, not a curated record.
AUGACUGUUGGCCUGCUCACAAGAUGUUUUGAAAUACGCCGUAGAAUAACCGCCGCAGCAAUGGCCGAUAAAAGGGAUGUGCAUAUAUCAAAAUCACUGUCUUAUUUGCUGAGACAUGGUGCAAUAAAAGAGCGUCUGCCUAUCGACAGUAAUGGGUACGUUCCUCUGGGCAGGCUUCUUAACCACAAUAGACUUAAAACACACAGAUGCAGUGUGGAAGACAUUCAUCGAAUCGUUCAGAACAAUGAGAAAAAGAGGUUCCACUUGAAAUCGACAGUGAAUAAGAAUGGUGUAGCAGAGGAAUAUGUCUGUGCGACGCAGGGACACUCUAUUAAUGUUAUUACCCCAGAUCAAGAGGUGCUGAAGCAGAUAAAGGACACCUCGGAGCUACCAGAGAAAUUGGUGCACGGUACAAGCAUUACAAAGGCUCUGCUGAUCGUUCAAUCGGGCUUCAUAAGCAAACAAAGUAGAAACCAUAUCCAUCUAGCACCGGGCAUUACAGGCGUGGACUCUCAAGUCAUAAGUGGUAUGAGAAAUUCUAGUAAUGUUUAUAUCCAUUUGAACGUGCAUGAAACCCUUCUGGACAGUUUACAGCUUUACAAAUCUCUGAAUAACGUAUAUCUUACAUCAGAUGACAUACCACUCUCAUUAUUUGAAAAAGUGGUCAUUAAACCUCCAAAAAUGGACCACGAAGUAUCGAAAGACACUAAAGCUCUUCUGGAACUACUGUCGCGGAGUAAGGUACCUUACCAGCUAUUGGAUUGA